This is a messenger RNA of Drosophila gunungcola (fruit fly), 3496 nucleotides long. Its product is annotated as putative polypeptide N-acetylgalactosaminyltransferase 13. Gene Ontology annotation, cellular component: Golgi apparatus. The record is from RefSeq and is a predicted model, not a curated record. NCBI's taxonomy places the organism in Eukaryota, Metazoa, Arthropoda, Insecta, Diptera, Drosophilidae. Bases 342 to 2054 code for a protein of 570 amino acids. The transcript is spliced from 8 exons.
GACAGCUCAUGGGUAAUAGAUAGUUUUGUUCGGUGCAAUUAACACCUUGCUAGCUGCUCACAAAUAUUUGCUGAACUUAUCGAACAUUUAUCAAUGACAAGUGUGACAGAAAGCGAUGAUAUGGUGUUGGCGGGCGAGUCACGAAAAGGGCAUUCGACACAAUAUCGCUCAUUCAUUUAGCAUGUGACGACACAAUCAAAGCGGGGCGGCCGAACAGAAGCUAAAACGCUGAAGGCGUGAAGUCUCAAUCUCAGCGACUUAGUUUCGCUUUCUGCCCCGACUUGUGAAUACUUGGAAAGAAACACCAUGAGGAAUCACUUCAGUUGCUCGCUAAAUUUGCCAUGUUCACCGGUAGAAAUAAUGGUCGACCACGCCGUUGCAUUUUCUAUAUCUUAGCCUUUCUGUUCUCGCAAUUUCUAUUCGUUAUCAUACUUCUUCGCAGUGAAAGCUUCGAUAAUGUGCCACUCAGCCAACAAACAAAACAUGAUAACGACAGUUGGGAACACUAUCUGGACUGGCGUGAGUUUAUCUCUUAUACAUCAGAGAGGUCUGCGAAGUUUUACCUAUACAAUCUUAACCUGAGUGAUACUUUGGGAGUAAUACGUAAAUUGCCCUCAACAAGGCAUUACAGCUGUGGCUACCGCCCCCGUAACCUUCCGCCCCCUUCGAAGGCCAAUGUGAGUGUGGUGAUCAGUUUUCACAACGAGGCGCGUUCCAUGCUGCUGAGGACGAUUGUGUCCCUGCUGGCUCGCACCCCCGAGGACUAUCUGCACGAGCUAAUCCUGGUGGACGACGGCAGUCAGGAUGUGACCCUGCUGGCUGACCUUAAGCGUUGGAUGGGCGGCGUUUUCGGGGCGAGUCGUCGCCUGGGGGUGCAGUUCCUCGUAAACCGGGAGCGGAAGGGCCUGAUUUGGUCGCGCAACAGGGGCGCUUCGUUGGCCGGCGGACACUAUGUGCUCUUCCUGGACAGCCACUGCGAGGUGAACGAGGGCUGGCUGGAGCCCCUGCUGGAAAGACUAACGCUGAGUCCCCAACUGGCUGUAAGUCCAGUUCUGGACCCCAUUGACCCCCUAACUUUGGGUUACCGGAAGGGCAAUGAGCUGCUAAAAGGGGGCUUCGAUUGGUCCUUGCACUUCCACUGGCUGAGGCGACAGCUGGCCGAAAAGGAGCUGCCCGAGAUGCCGUACAAGAGUCCUGCCUUUGCCGGCGGCAUCCUGAUGAUGUCACGCGAAUGGUUCCUUAAGCUCGGCGGCUUCAACUCCUAUCUGAAGAUCUGGGGCGGCGAGUCCAUCGAGCUGGCCAUUAAAUUGUGGCUUUGCGGCGGACAAAUUGAGAUCGUGCCCUGCAGUCGAAUCGGACACAUCUUUCGCCGACGGCAUGCCUUCGACUUUCCCCCGCAAUCCGACGCCCAGGAAACCUAUCUGCAUCGCAUGCUGAUUGGAUUCGCCAUUCCCCACUUCUCCCCCACCCAAUAUAGCAACUCCAAAAUCAUAGCCGAGUCCUGGCUGGACGAGUAUAAAAAUAUGUUCUACGCACUGAGGCCGGCGGCCAGGCGAAUUCCAUUGGAUUACACCUCCGACGAGAUGCAGCAGUUGAGCAGGCAGCGCCAGUGCCAACCGUUCGAAUGGUAUCUGAGGCAUGUCAGUCCCGAACUAAGGAUGCAGUUUGAGGAGCUGGCUGCCACGGGAUCGCUGCGGAAUGGGGAUCGCUGCCUGCAUGCCAGACAAAAGGACGCCCAGUUGAUGCUGGCCAGCUGCCACCACGGCGAUGUGACCCAGUGGAGCAUGUUGCGCAGCAGUGGACAACUGAGCACCCAGCGGGAACUCUGCCUGGGCGUGGCAUCCACAAAGCGGAUAACCCUGGAGCCGUGUGGCAGGAAUGAGACCACGAGGAUGACCCAGCGGUGGUUGCGCCUCGGCACCCAUCUUCUCCAUGCCGGAACACUCCAGUGCCUGGAUAAUCCGCUCAGGGACCGACUGGAGCUGAGCGUUUGCCGUCCGCAUGCCCCCUCGCAGUCGUUUCAAUUUGCAUUGGAAAUGGAGACACACACAUAAACUUGGCUAAUGAUAUCCCAUACUUGAUACUGGAUAUCUGAUACCACAUACCCCCAUUGAUAUCGAAACUGAGCCUCUUAGUUUCUGGGGUUCUGGUUUUGGUUUUGGUUUUGGUUUUGGCUUUAACUUUGGUUUUGGCUGUGGCUGUGGCUGUGGGGAAAAGGUAAAUCUCUGGGCAUGCAGGUAAAUCAAAAUGCUGACAUGUUGUGCUAAUCUCUGUGAAACAUUUCCGCUGCCGGAGCAGCCUGGCCGUAGAUUACAGGGGAAGCAGUAAAUUAUGGCGCCAUAGAUAUAUACGGAAAGGUGCGCCGCGCCCAACUCCAAUGUCUCCCGGUUUUUGCUGUUUUGCAGCCUUUGUUGCGGAGUUGGAUGACUAUCAAGACUCGCAGCGCUUCCUGUCGCAUCCGUCACACGGGACAGGACACAAUAGGGGGCGGUGGCGGGGUGCGGAUCUGAGGCGUGGCAAGUAUAAAAGCCAACGACGCCGCCUUGUUUAGGAGGCCCUGUCAUCAGUCAGCGAACAAAAGCUGCGAGCUGCGAGCAAGGAGUCGCAAGGAGUCGCAAAUGUAAUUGAGUUGAUGACAAUGCCACUGACUGCCCGGCUCGCGCUUCCGGCAAUUUUGAUGGCCUCCGGAUGCCGGUCGACAAAAAGCGGCGACUCCGGAAACAAGAGCAAAUAAAACAGAAACAGUAGCAGUGGCAGUACCAACAAUGCCAACACAAAACAGAAGUUCAUGGUGUGUCUGGAUCUGGAUCUGAAUCUGGAUGUGGAUGUGGAUGUGGAUGUGGAUCACCCCCCCCCCCCUCACAACCAAGUUGCAAAGUGCAGUGGCAACUUAAGAUUUGUUUUGUUUCACCAUUCUUGCGGUAAUAAAGCGUAAAAGUUAAUUUCGUAUCUCAACAAUGGCAACAAGUGUGUCCACAGGGCACUGACAACUCAGCCAGUGCAAUAUUUUGCUCACAGUAGCAGCAGCUGCGCCAGCUGCGCGUAAAAAUCGCAUUUUUCACGGAACUUAAUAAAAACAAAAAGCCUUAGGUGGCCGUUUGGGGAAGUCUAACAAGUUGCAAUGGUUGGGUUUGCCUCUUCUGGUUUCCGCAAACUUAUUGUCCUGCACCUGGAAUGCAGGUAACAAUAAACCGUGCCUCGGUAAUAAAACGGCGAAGCACUAGAAAAUUUAAUUUUCUAUAAAGUUUGUCCUGUCCAGGUAAAAAAGCUGGACCACUUAAAGGGGUCACUCCUUGACAUGGAUUUGCACCAAUUUGUAUAGGAUGGUUUUCUAAAAAGCUGCUUAAUCAUCGAGGCCCCCAGCGAACUGGAAACUGAGCCCAAGGACGAACCUUAAUUAUGAGCGCAACCAUCAGCCAGCCAUGCAAAACUUGAUUAUUCAUUUGAAGACUCAUUUUAUUAUCUGCAUAAAUCUUUGCCGAACGAAAGCAACCAA